AUGGCAAGUAAGAGUAAGGGACGCAUGUGUGUAGUUGCAGGAUGCAACAACAUACCCUCGGACACCGUUUCCGUCCAUGUUUUCCCUAAGGACGAGCGACAGAGAGCAGCAUGGACUCGAUUUGUGAGACUGACCCGUGCAGACUGGACAGGACCGUCACAGUAUACUGUUGUUUGCAGUGCACAUUUCACGGACGGAUGUUUCGAGGUUCAGUUUUCACUGAUGAGGGAAUUUGGAAUUCCUGCGAAAAAACGCCUCUGCCCUGGUGCGAUUCCAUCGCUUUAUCCGAAGAGGAAAGUGGACGACCUCAACCUUGCCUUCCUCUCUUCGCCCGAGCCUAAACCCAAGCGCCAGACUGCCGCCAAGCUGGAGAAAAAUAGGAUAUUAUCAGAAUUGAUACCCGAGAAUGAAAGUACUAGCAAGGCAGUAUCAGAGGAUAGGAUGGAAGUACAUGUACCUGAGAUUGAAAAGAUGGAAGUAGAUAAUCCAGAACCAAGUGAAACAGCUGCAGAGACUGAAAAAAGAGUGACUUCAACAGCAACAGGGUAUCAGACAGCAACUAUUGGGAAGCGGAGUGUGAAAAUCCAAGUCGCUGCUAAACAGAAAGAGAAAGGUACCAAGGAGAGUGAGAAAAUGAGCAACAUCAUAUUGUCAAGCCAAAGGAAGAAGGAUAUACCCAAGCUAUCGCCAUUGUUUCAAACUUCCCAAAUUGAGGCUUUUCACAGCACAAUUAAUCACUUUGCCCCAAAGAUGAUAGCUUUUUCUUAUCAUGGAAUGUAUUGUAGGUUGAUGAUUGCAGUUCUACAUUUUAAUGUGAAUUCCUCAAGGCCGCAUGCCAUAACGAAGGAGGGGGACCAACAAUUUAAGAUCAGCUUCCCAAAGUUCAAGCAUGGGGAAUGCAGUGUUCGUAGGACGCCUGUUGAUCCUACAUUUAACUAUGCAUCAGUCCUGAUGAAAGAGACUUAUUUGGCCUUUCAAGAGUCAUCAGAACCAUUAUCAUGCUCAUUGCCAGCUCAACCACCUCCACUGUGCAGUGAAUUUUUUCCAUCCUGACAAAGAAGAAGCGGUUCUACAUUUUAGAUCAAGGUUCAGUCGGAAGGAGACAUCCGUGUGAAUGUGAACAAAACGUGACGCUAGCUCUUUGGACAUUCUAGCAAAGCAGAUAAAAGAUAUGUUGGUCAUGCAGAUGUGUUCUUUUUUAAUCUUGUUUAAAAAUGUUUUAAUUAUUGUGAAACAUCUUUAUCUUCGGGUUUUGUUUAAAUCUGAACCAAAGUCAUAUACAGCAGUAUGUUGUGAAAACAAUUAUUUUUACAAAUACAAAAUUACUGGGGACAACCAUGAUAUAGGGUCUGACCGUUAGGUAACAAUCUGUUUGGAACAGUGUAUUUUUGCAAAUAAUUUAUAGAAUGAAAUAUUAGCAUAGUAUAUGUAGUAUUAGCUUAGUAUAUAUCAUAGUUGUAAGAGUUAAAAAAUGACAAAACUUUUUUUUUAAAAAUGGGAACAUGAAAGCUACUAUUAUGUUCAUAAAUGUAUUAUUUUUGGGCCAUUUCUGUUAGAAUGUUGUGCUUGAUUUUUUUGUAUACAUCAUGUAUGAAUCGUACAUUUGUUUAAAAAAGUUGCUUCAUCCAAAUCAUACCAUCACUCACGUGCAUUGAACCCUUGAUACACCUCAGAGGCAAAGGAAUUCCAUCACAGCACAUGAGGGUAGAGGGACUCGUACCUUGUGCCCUAGGUAUCCUUAGCACCAUCAAACAAGUUGUCUGUGUGCUGUGUAUCUGUUACACCUUGGAAUUAGUCACUAAUGAUAAACUAGCAAUGGGACCCAAUGGUCAUGUGAAUUUUGUAUUGAUUAGAUCAAUAAAAAAAAUUUACUUG
Ostrea edulis (European flat oyster) is the source of this 1875-nucleotide messenger RNA. RefSeq names its product THAP domain-containing protein 10-like. The transcript has 6 exons. Gene Ontology annotation, molecular function: sequence-specific DNA binding. The coding region runs from base 1 to 1053 and encodes 350 amino acids. Lineage: Eukaryota; Metazoa; Mollusca; Bivalvia; Ostreida; Ostreidae. The record is from RefSeq and is a predicted model, not a curated record.